This is a messenger RNA of Argentina anserina (silverweed cinquefoil), 1038 nucleotides long. RefSeq lists its product as uncharacterized. The record is from RefSeq and is a predicted model, not a curated record. Lineage: Eukaryota; Viridiplantae; Streptophyta; Magnoliopsida; Rosales; Rosaceae. The transcript is spliced from 2 exons. Bases 1 to 1038 code for a protein of 345 amino acids.
AUGGCUCCAGCAGAGAAGAAGAAGAAAGAGGAGGCCAAGGAAGCCGAGAGAAAGAGGGCGGAGCAGAGGCAGCUAUUGAAGAAGAAGAAGUUGCGAGAGACCGUUGUCAACUCGGUUCUUGCCUUCCCUACAUAUCGCCCUUCUUCUUCUUCUUUCAGAAGACGUCCAAGUUUUCCUCAAGAAUAUAAUAACGAGCAAAACCAAAGCCAGGGCCAAGGCCAAGGAGUCGUUCAUGCACCAGUUAUUAAGAAAAAGUGGGUGCCAAAGUCCGGGUCCUUGUCUGAGAAUGGUGCAGCCAAAGCCACUGCUAGUCCCAGCUCCUUGGAGAUGGAGAAGGAGAAGGGAAAUGAGACCGAAGGCUGCGAGGCUACUGUCGAAAAGAAACAAACAAAUGAGGGAGUAGUAGAUGGAGAGGAGAAAACAAAGGAGGAGGAGGGUAUUAAUAACGGCGGAGAUGGCAGUAGUAGCAUCAAGAGUGUCGAUGGGAAGAGUAGACAAAAUAAGAAUGGAAGCGUGCGAAGAAAACUAAGGAAGCAGAAGAAGGCUGUUGAUGGAGGAGAGAAAAAGGAGGCUGAGGAUACUAAAGAAGGUGAUACUAGCAGUGUGCAAAACCAGAUCACUCCUCAUUUAUAUACUUUGAAAGAAUAUGAGGAGAUGAAGAAGAGGGAGAGUUUGAAAGAGAAGAAAGAUAAUGACAAUAACUCUUCCCACCAGCAGCCUCAGUCGCCCAAGAAAGUGAGCAUUGAUGUCAAUAAGGAAUUCCAAACACCGCUGGUGGAUGAGAGACAACGCCGUUUCGAUAAUGGAGGUCGAAGAUUUAACAGUGAAGUGCGGAGAAGGCACAACAAUGCAAGGCCGAUGCAUAACAAUGGAGAACCGAGAUUCAAUAAUGAAGGGCCGAGAUACAACAAUGGAGAGCGGAGGUUUAACAAUGAAGGCCGAAGAUUUGAAAACGGAGGACAAAGAUUUAACAAUGAAGGCCAAAAACUUGAAUUUAGUUUAAACAAUGCAGAAUUUCCUAUCCUUGGAAGAAAAUAA